Messenger RNA from Arctia plantaginis, 813 nucleotides. NCBI's taxonomy places the organism in Eukaryota, Metazoa, Arthropoda, Insecta, Lepidoptera, Erebidae. The record is from the annotation of a GenBank genome assembly.
AUGGAUUCCGAUUCAGAUUCAGAACCAGAAAUGUCAAAAUUUCUACCAAUAAACAACGAAGGCGAAGAGAGUUCUACAGACAUUAUUAAACUCAAGCGCAAAGGUAGUUCUACAGAUUUAAUAAAUCCUAAUCCAAAAGAUUUGAAUUUCAAUGACGCUGAUGAUUCUCUCUCCGAAAAAAUAAUUAUGAGUUCAUUACCAGAUAGUGGGCACUUCAAAUGCUCUAAAACAAAUUCGGACUUAACAGAUGAACAAGCUAGCGGGUUUAAUGAAAAAAUAAGCAGCCCAAAAGAUAUUGAUUACUGCAAAGAGCGCGUAAGUGAAGAUAAUACAGAGUACAGUAACUCAACCACACCAAUGAAUAUGGAUAAUCAAUCGGAAAUAAGUGCCAAAGACUUGAAAUUAUUGGAAGGUAAAACGACAAACGACAACGAUCCUUUGAAAGGAAUUAAAGAGGCUCAUUGUGAAACAGUCGCUAUAAUCAAGUGUGCAAUGCAGGACAUUUUAGGAAAGGCAUUUUGUAAAGCAUCAUUGGCUGCUUGUUCGGCUUUCACACUAAUCCAGCGCGAAAGUUCUAGAAUGGUGGAUAAUUUUAGAAAUAUGCUUGAUGAAAAAACGAUAUGUCCACCACCAGGGAAAAGUAACAGUAGUAGUAGCACUAAUCCCUGUGGAAAGCCCAAAGCGACGCAAUUCGAUGACUGUACAUGUAAGCGACCCAAAGGAUGUGACAAUUACAUAGCAAAUUUAAAAGAAGAACAUAAGAGCAAUAACGAUGGAGCAAAACUCGACACUUCCAAUACUGACUGUAAAUAA